This is a messenger RNA of Closterium sp. Naga37s-1, 933 nucleotides long. The record is from the annotation of a GenBank genome assembly. Lineage: Eukaryota; Viridiplantae; Streptophyta; Zygnematophyceae; Desmidiales; Closteriaceae.
AUGUUUUGGGAACAACCUUGUCUUUUCUCACACUCCUUGUUUUCUCGCCCCGCUGGUUCUGGGCGCUUGUUUUCGCUGGCAAUGGCGACGGUCCCCCACCUUAUAGUGGCGACGGGAGGAGACUGCAGCGCCCCUCUCGCAUGGUACGCCACUCUCUUUUUUCUUCUUUUUAUUGCCGCUCGCUUGUUUUCUCGCCCCGCUGGUUCUGGGCGCUUGUUUGCCCCGCUGGUUCUGGGCGCUUGUUUGCCCCGCUGGUUCUGGGAGCUUGUUUGCCCCGCUGGUUCUGGGCGCUUGUUUGCCCCGCUGGUUCUGGGUGCUUGUUUGCCCCGCUGGUUCUGGGCGCUUGUUUGCCCCGCUGGUUCUGGGCGCUUGUUUGCCCCGCUGGUUCUGGGCGCGAUGGCGACGGUCCCCCACCUAACAGCAACGGCAGGAGUGCCUUCAAGAGGCGACUGCUGUGCCCUUCACGCAUGCCAGGAGGAGACUGCAGCGCCCUUCACGGAUGUCGACUCGUGGGGCGAGGAGGGCGAGGGGGCAGCGCGCGGGGGGCAACAAGAGGCGUCCCUAUGCAUAAUCCCCCCCUUCCAUUCCCUUCAGCAUGGCGGGCAGCGCGGAAACGACACGGCGGGCAGCACGGACGGAGGUGAGGUGCUGCUUCAUCGCUGCAGCGAGCGCGGAGAUGUCACGGCGGGCGGCACGGACGGAGUCGACUCGUGGGGCGAGGAGGGCGAGGGGGCAGCGCGCGGGGGGCAGCAAGAGGCGUCCCUAUGCAUAAUCCCCCCCUUCCAUUCCCUUCAGCAUGGCGGGCAGCGCGGAGACGACACGGCGGCCGGCACGGACGGAGGGUCCAAGACCGAAGACCGCCUCCGACUGCGGCAUAGGUGUUGUGCGGCAGGGGUUGCUGACGGCGUUGGGACGGACGCCUCCCGCGCCUGA